Chiloscyllium plagiosum (whitespotted bambooshark) is the source of this 17415-nucleotide messenger RNA. It is a transcript of the gene bahcc1b, whose product is annotated as BAH domain and coiled-coil containing 1b. Gene Ontology annotation, molecular function: chromatin binding. The record is from RefSeq and is a predicted model, not a curated record. NCBI's taxonomy places the organism in Eukaryota, Metazoa, Chordata, Chondrichthyes, Orectolobiformes, Hemiscylliidae.
GGUGUGGGAGAGGGAGGGCGGAUGGGGGGGGGGGUUCAAUGGACGGUGACGUCAUGUGUGUGAUGUCACGUUGCCCUGCCUGUGUGGCGUCAUCUGGGGGUCCCAGAAUGACGUCAGUGUAUUUCCCAGGGCUGUGACCUCAGCAGGCAGUUCAGGACAAGGAUCUCUGGGUCCGGGGAGAGCUGUCUCCUCCAGCGCGCUGGCCCCUUUGGUCUCUCUCUCUCUCUCUCUCUCUGUCUCCCCAUCACAUAUCAAUGCGGGAAGCAUUGCUAUCGUCAAUCUAACCAACAUGAAAGAAGCAGAGGUCACAGAUGAGCUUUUUUUCUUUUUUUAUAAGAAGCAAAACAAUAGUGAGUCCCAAUUAGAAUAAGUCGUAGCUCAGUGUGUAUAUGUGUACUCCAUUCUUUAAAUGUGCGGUUUCUCUCUUAAAAGGGCUGAGUCGUAUAUCACGGGGGGGGGGGGGGCGAUGGUGCGGUGGAAAUUGCUGUGUUGACCAGGUUCACUUGAAGAGUCGUGCCUUGAGCACAGUUCCAAACACUGUGGACCCAACAAUAGCCGAGUUUAGGAAGUUCGCAGAAUUUGUAGCUCCUUUCUUUUUCCGUUCGCACUAUUAGGAUUUUUACCUUCACCCCCGCCACCAAAAAAAAAGAAAUUCUCCGCCCACCCACCUCCCGUUUAAAAAAAAAUUCCCAACAGCAGCAAAAAAAAAUAGUGGCGGAAGCGCCGGGUUUGAGACAAAGGGAGUGGGGCUGCCUGCUCAAAGUGGGAUACUGGAACCGGGAAAAAGCGGAGAGGAUCUGGAAAAGAGAUUAGAUUUCGCUUCUCUCUCAUCAAUUUUAUGGUUAAUGUCAAGCGGCUCCAUUGUGGGAGAAGAGGCACGUCAGCCAGCCAUAAAUUUGAGAGCGGAGUGGCAGCGCAGAACGCAUCUGUUUGACCGAGUUCAUUCCCUCUUUUACUGUAUGGAGACAGGUAGAAUCCUGUUUGCACACCAAUCCUUAACAAAACAGAGGCAACCCGGGACAAAAUACAAACCGUGCAGAUAUUUACAACUGGGCUUUCUCUAGGAAACAGGCUCGAUCUGCCGCCUGCAUCGACCGCCUUGAGGAUGGCAGGCUCGGCUGGCUGUGCAAGCGGACACUCAGAUGAGCUCAGAUCAGCCUGAAUCCCUCCCGGAGACCCGCCCGGCUUUGUGGAUCUUUACACUGGGGGUGAUCUCGGCUCCGUUAUGGACGGCAGGGAAUUCGCUCCUCCUCCCCACCUCCUGUCUCAUGCGCUCGGCGUGGAGGCAGCGAGGGAGCGCGGCGCCUUGGCGCACCGAGCCGUCGGACGGAUCGCCUCGACCGGCCACAGCACCGCACCGCACCCGGCUCACUUUCAACCUGCAAAAUACUUCCCAUCUCCGCUCCCCAUGGCUACACAUUCAGGCAACGCAUUGAUGGGAAAUUCAUCAGCCACGUUCAUGGGAAGUUUCCUAGCCAGCAGCUUGGGGUCAGCACCUGCUCAUCCUGCGGGACCCACGUCUUCCCCCUCGGAGCCCGCCUUUCGAAGUCCACACUCAGCGACAUCACAGAUCUGGUUUUCCCACUCCCACGAAGUCCCAGGAUAUUCCAGGUUUUCAAGCAGUUUGGCCUCCACUUUCCUUCCGAUGAGCCACCUGGAUCACCAUAGUAACGGCAACAAUGUACUUUAUGGCCAACACAGGUUCUAUGAUACGCAGAAAGAUGGUUUCUAUCUGAGGAAUUUACCUGGACAGCCAACCUUGCUCUCGACCAAUCAUAGUUUUCCUUCGAUUUCCCGAGCCACACCCAGUCAUCCCAUUGGUUCCUGCAGCCGAGACAGAGAGAUAAGCCACUCCCACAAAACGAUCAAGGAAACUGACAGACUCCUGACCUCAAAGGAACCUAAUAAAGAAAGGAUGAGUAAAAAUGAAGCCAACUCAUUGAACAGUCAAAGAACACACAAGGAGAGACAUUCAGAAGACGAUGGAAAAGACAGGCAUAAAAUUGUGCUGCCUCUGACACCAGAUGUCAGAUGCAAAGAAGACAUAACAAAUAUGCAUAAUAGCAUGUGUGAGAACAGAAAUAAACACUUCAAUAGCUGUUUAACAAACUCCAAAGUUAUGAACGGAGAUUCCAAUAAAACUUUAUUAGCAAGCUGCACUAAUAUUGGUGGGAUUUUACCGAGGCAAAUGGACAUCCAUACCCCAGGCAGGUGUACCAAAGAGAGCUUAAGGUUUGAGAGGGAUUUCCGAGAAAACGGCCCAUCUGGUCCAGUGCAUGUCGAAUGCUCAGAUAGUUGGCAAACUCCGCACCAUUCUGUUGCGUACUCUGUUCCUUCUUCCCUGUCCAACAUUCCUUCAUCAUCUAGCACAGCCUCUGGAACAUUCCCCUGUUUGCAGGUUCAUUCCAACUUAGACCUUUUUUACCCUACUCAAGAUAAGGCCAGCAGGGAGCUCAAGGUCACUGGUCCUACGUACGUGCCUUCAGUGGGACACUUCAGUGACAAAAGCCGACCAUUUCAAGUCACUGCAGAAAACUGCAAGGUCAACCGAAAUAUGGGGAAGGAGAAGAUGCAUGACAAAAGCACAGAGAGGUCUGAUAUUGGGACUGUUCCUAAUUCGCACACAUCUCUGAAGCUCGAUGGUAAAGGAAUGGACUGGCCCCACAAUUCAGCCAUAAAAUCCAAACAACAGUGUGUUAGCAGCACUGGUGCACAGAUGGUGAUGCCAUUCACACCUCAGGCAGCCAAGGGCCCCUCAGGGAAAGGUAGCACUUACGUUAUGCCACAGUCUCAGGAUUGUUUCUGUUCGAAGGAGCUGGAGACAUGCUGUGCCAAACUUACCCAUUCCAGUUACGUGCUGGACCGGGAGCAUGGCAGUGACGCACACGAGAAAGCUUCAAAAGAUUCACAGGGGCAGAAAGUGGCCAGGAUACGGCACCAGCACCAUAAGCUUCCUGAGGUGGAGCACAUAGGAAGUGGUUCAGAGAUGAAGAGAAGGCCACCAGAGCUCAGUUGUAUGAGCUACAAUGGAUCUCACAUACCAUCAUGGCAGAGUCCUCAGAUUCCAAUGGGCGAAGACAGGAAAAGUUCCUAUCUUGACCCUUUCAGUUCAAGUUUACAGCAGGCAGCAAUGUUGUCACAAGGGUCUGUGCUCAACCAAGACAUGUUAGGUCAGACUGAUGAAGUCUCAGCCAUGAAGAGUCUACUAAAAUACAGCAGCUCAUUUCCCCCAGGCACACAGGCGUUGAUCGUUGGGCAGAAGACCCCUUUCGGAGGCCUGGGAAACAUCCGGGCCAGCUGUGUCCAUCAGGAGAUCAAAUUCCAAAGCGGGAAAUCGAACCUCGAUUUGGAGCGUCUAGACUGUGCCAAAGGAAGGGAAAGCGAGUCAUCUCAGGGUGACGGUGAGGUACGGCAGCCUCCAGUUGGCAUUGCAGUGGCUGUUGCAAGACAAAAAGACAACCAGAACAAGCAUGAUCUGCCUUGUAGUGCAGAGUCCAACAGACAGCACCGACAUCUUCCCGGCUUAAAAGGAUCAUCACGCUCUGCCUAUGUCAUAGACCUGGAAGCAGAGGAAGAAAACAAUCAUUUUCGUGAGGAAAGAAUGGGGCUGUCACGUUUAGACAGGGAAAGGGAUCAGCUUCUUCGGGAAAACAAGGAACUUGUGGACUUUGCACGAAUCCGUCCAUCUAAUGGUUGUCCUGGAGACCUAAAUGCAAACCUGAUGGUCACUGGAGGGUCAUCUUUGCAAGCUAACCAACUAGGAUCUGAUCCCAAUGCACAUCCUCACCUUACGCCUUCACAUUGGCUUCCAAGGACAGGCAGCCCCUCAGUGUGGAUGGGUGGGCAUUCAUACGGAAUCGGUCACCCAGCUCUGCAUUCAAAUCUACCACCUGGAUUCCCAGCAUCGAUGCCAAGUGCCAUGCAGACAGUAUUCCCACUCUCCCAAGAUCCCUCAGCCCAGCUUGUUAUCCUUCCCACUGAGCCACCAGCACCACACCCAACUCCUCAUCACCUCGCUGAAGUAAUGGAUCCUGCACAUUCUCUCUGGCCUCCUAUCUACCCGGCGAGAGCGCCCACAUCACAUAUGCAGCAUCCAGGACAGCUCUCGGUCUACCCUCGCUCCCCGCUUCUUCGACAGCAGGAACUCUACAUGCUGCAACAACAGCAACAACAACAGCAACAACAGCGGGCACAAGCACUUGAACUCCAACGGCACUCACAACUUGUGGAUCAUCGGAAGGCAGACGAUCGUCGGUUAGAAGCCGAAGAACAUACUCUGGAGAGGAAUAGGAGGUCAAACAAAGCAGUUGCCUUAAGCUCUCCCAAGAAUCUUUCUUCGCCUGUCAUACUGCCAUCCAGUAUGUGUUCUGCCAAACUUUCACCAUGCCACCAUUCUCCUUCUCUUGGACCCAAGUCAGGGAGUCCCACCCCCCAGCCCAGUGCUGUGUGUGCUUUACCUUCUUGUCCUUCUUCAGAUCCUGCCACUGUCCCACAAUCCUCAGCAGUCAGCCCUCCUUCCCAGAAUUCCACAGGAAAUCAAACAGCUGAAAAGCGAGUGGAGAGACAACCACCUCAACAUUAUCCAGAAUCUUUUGAGCCAGAUCUCCCGCCUGGCUAUACAUACACAGCCGUUGCAAUGGGCUACAGUUCCCCUUCUCCACUUGUGCACUCUGCUGAUCUAGCGGACCCUGAAACUAUGCAACCUGUCACCACGGCAGCUGAACCAGAACAGUCCAGAACCUUUACGCCGGGUGAAAAAAUUCACUGUGAUACUCAGUCAAACCUGGCGGAGGAGGUAAACCCUACUGACAAACAGAUCACAACUAAUAACCUGGAUGUAGUAGAGCAAAAGAUGCAUAAAGUUCUCUGCACCUCAGAAAAAAAGGAUGCAGUAAAUACAUUGCUAGCAGAGAAUUCAACUGUGGAGCAACUUGAGUCAUCUGUGAAAGAAAACAUGGAAUGCUCAAGGCAUUUGAUUGCUUCUCAGGGAAUUGUCACUGAUGGAGGACUUACAGGAGAAGAAGGAGGACAAGACAAUUCAGUGACCAAGUCACCUCACUCAACCAGUGAAUCCCGGACACUACCCGAUGAAACAUUGGAUGUAAGGAAUUCUGAUUGCUUGGGUUCAGUAGCUGAGAUGGACUUAAACCAGGAAUGCAGAAUAGUUGAAGAAGCCAAACAGGUGAAUCAAGAUGAGGACUCAGAAACUAGCCACGAUGCCUCAGAGAGGGAUGAAGUGUUCAAAUGGAGGUUGGACUGCAUGGCAGGGAUGGACGCCCUCGUGGCUGCUGGCCUCAGCAUGGGUGAGCUCUUUGGUUUAGAGCCUGUGGUUCCCAGUGCCCCCAUAGCACCUUCAUGCCCUCCAACCUCAACCUAUUACCCCGGCUCAGGGAUGCAUGGAAUAGCUCUGCUGAGUGAACUGGCUGAACUCGAAAGGCAGCGACAGAGCUAUGAUGGCACGAGUCAAGGGGAAGAUGAGGCUAUACUUACUCAUGACCUCCAGCGCCUCGCAACUAUUGCUGCUGCCCGUUCAUUGGUGGAGGCAGUACCACUUGAAAUGGAUGAUCCCCAAACUGACUUAGGGUCAAGCAGAUUUUAUGUAGUGCGGAUCCCAAGGGUGCUGAAUCUACGGCGGAAGUACUCAUGGAGUCCAAAGGCAGAGACGGUUUGUCCUCUAAAGGUUGCAAUUGAUGGAAUGGACACACAGGAGCUGGAAAUGAGAAUGAAACUAGCUGAACUACAGCGUCGCUACAAGGAAAAGCAACGAGAACUGGCUAAACUACAAAGAAGACAUGAUCAUGAGAGAGAUGAAAACUCAAGAAGCCCAGCAAGGAGAGGACCUGGGCGACCAAGAAAACGCAAACAUCUUUCCACUGUUCUUUCGUCUCUUGGACAGCUUAGUGAACUGGAGAAAUGUGACAGCAAAAAAGCUAAAUCCAUAAGGACAGGCCUGAGCCUCCUCUGUGAGGAACUGAGGAAUGAAGGGGAGCCCAAGAAGAAGAAAUGCAAACUUCCUGGGAGGGAAAGUAAGGAACAGGAGUACAGUGGAAAUAAGACUGGGUCAGAGAUGAAACCAAAAGCGAAAAAGGACACUCCUCAGACCAACCUCACAUCUAAGUUGGGAAAGUACAGCUCAAGGCCAAAGCAAAAGGUAUUGGGUAAAGCUGCAAAUAAAUCACACACAACAGCCAUUCUGAAAUCAGCCAACACCAGCCAUUUUAGGGGGAAAACAACAGCCCUGCCUGGCAAGAUUCAGAAACAACUGGGAAAAGCAAAGACCGCCUCAAUCCCACACAGCCAAGAGAGAGCCAAGCAUAGUACAGCAACUUCUGAAAAGGCCUCAAAAAUAGAAUCAGGCGAAGAAGAUGGUUUAUCGACUAGUAAAGUUCCUUUUUCAAAAAGUAAAGCAGCUCAGAAGACUAACUCUGACAUGAAAAAGAAACCCGGAAUUCAACCGAAGAGACGGGCUGUUGGAGUCAAAGUGCAGAAAGCCAGCAAUAAGAAGCAGAAACAGGAAGCUCAGGCAUUAGUGACUGAAAAGGAAUGGAUGUCCACAGAGAGUGAUGGCUUCUCUUCAGAUGCUGGUCAGCUAAUUUCUGAUAUGAGUGAAGAUGACAACAACUAUAACAGUGCUGAUGGCAGUGAUGCCAUCACGGAACUGCCAAUCAAAGACUCCAACCUGGGGCUGCGCACAGAGUACUCAGCAAGUCUCACUGCAACUGACAUUGGUCCAUCACCUUCCUCUGUUGUGAAGCUGGAAGCCAAUCAGAAAGCAAAGAAAAAGAAGGAAAGGCAAGGCCUCCUCGGAACUCUUGGAUUUUCCAGCGCAGAUGGAGAUGUGAAGAUUAAAAAACGUCCUGCCAAGCAUGGCUUGGAAUCUAGCAAUGCAGUUAAAAAGACUGAGAAGCUGCCGGCCAUGAAGAAAAAAGCGCUGAAAGCAGGGGAAAAGAAUAAAAAGAUGAUGAAGAACUCCAAGGGGCCAGCGGAGGUGACGAUUUGGCACCAUUUUGAAUCUGAUCUGCGGCCCCUGCUGCAUGAUGGGAGAUUACUUCCUGGCGCUUCUUCUGUACCUGCAAAAUUGGCAUCUAGAAGGCAAACCAGGAAAGGUUCUGCCAAUAGAUGUAAAAAUGUCACCAGGAAAAACAAAGUGCUGCAAGCUACUUUUAAGAAAUCAAGUGGACUGUGCCUCUCUCAAAAAAGAGCAAACCCCACUGACCAUAAUCGGAACAGACUGAACAAACUAAAGAGCAAGCUGCCAGUGAAAGAGUCAAAGGGACGAGCUGUCAGCAAACUAUUGGAAAGCUUCGCUGCAGAGGAUGAUUUUGCAUUUGAUGAAGACAGCAGCUUUUCUGAGGAAGAUGAGAGUGCAUCUGUGAGCUGUUUGGCAGAGUUGUGCGUCCCUCAAUCCUGUUCCAUCAGUAAAGAAGAUCUCAAGGAAGGACUGCGCAUUCUCAUACCAAAGGAAGACAAAUUACUGUAUGCAGGAUGUGUCAAAAUUCUACAAUCACCUGACAUUUACAGUGUUGUGAUUGAAGGAGAAAGAGGAAACCGACAGAGAAUCUAUUCCCUGGAGCAACUGCUGCAGGAAGCGGUACUUGAUGUCAAACCAUCCUCAACACAGUUCCUGCCGCCAUCUACCAGGGUGUGUGCUUAUUGGAGUCAGAAAUCCCGCUGCCUCUAUCCAGGAACUAUCGUCCAAACAGGUAGUAGCAGUGAAGAGGAAGAAGAGGAGGAUGCAAGUGAUUUUGUCACGGUGGAGUUUGAUGAUGGUGACGUGGGGCGAAUUUCUCUGUCAAAUAUCCGUCUCCUCCCUCCAGAUUAUAAAAUCCAGUGUACAGAGCCUUCCCCUGCACUGCUGGUAUCUAAUGGGAGACUCCGGGUUAGGAAGUUGCCCAGUGAGAAGCGAGAAAUUGCAGAAAGCAGCCAGAAUCACACAUUGAAUGGGAAAAAUUCUUCAGAAUUAAGCAAAAACUGUGGCAAGAAGACUUCAGUAAAAGGGAAAGCUGGUAAAGGAGUUUUGAAUACCGAAGUUUCAACGUUGCUGAAAGCAGGGCACAUGCUCAGUAAAAAGACAGAUGUACUAAUAAAUUGGCCAGGGAUCAUCCAGACAAAGAAAAGGAAUUCCAGUAAGAGUACGACUGCUUUAGAAAACCUGUUUCAAUUGAAUGGCAGCACAAAGAGAAUGAAGGGUAAAGAACGGUUCCUUCCAGUGCAAGGCCUUCCUCCUCCAAUUUUUAGUGGCGGCUUUGAAGUCGACUCUUUCAGCAGCAUUGCCAACACCUUUGCUUCCUUUGGAAGCAGUUCAAGUCUUGCACCAAAUCCUAAGGCCCUAAAGUACAGAAGAGUGGAAAAAAUGGAUGUAUCAGUUCCAAAAGGUGGUAAAAGAAAAACAGGAGCAGAAUAUCUGGUUAAACUAGAUCACGAAGGCGUGACAUCUCCGAAAACAAAAAAUGGAAAAGCCUUGCUCAUGAGCGAGAAGGAAUUUGGAGGAAAAAUUGCUGCUGGCUACUCCCAGUUGAGCAAGGAGCGAAACAGAAGGAUCGAACUUCUGAAAGGAAAGCAUGCUCAACUUCAGAACCUUCCUAUGAGCUUAGCAAUGAAUGAGUACGCUGGUCAGUCAGAGUUUGGCAUGGAUUGUGACACUGACAGCCAUAGUUCGUACUCUUAUGAUGAGGAAGAAAAUAGAAACUUGCAACAGAGUGUCACAUCGAGAUUUAUGACUAGGCUGUCUGUCUCUUCAUCAUCUUCUGCAUCGUCAUCAUCUUCAACAUCUGGUUCUACCUCCACUUCCAGCUUGUGUUCAUCGGACAAUGACGAUUCAUCCUAUAGCUCUGAUGAUGAUUCUACAGUCUUGCUGCAGACUUGUAUGACACACCCUGUGCCUGCAAUGCUGACCCCGUCAGACCCACGACAAACAGAGCCAAAAAUGUCGCCACCCUCCUUCUCAGUCAAGUCUGUGAUGCCUGCGAAUAAGAUCAAAUUAAAAAGACAGGAAGAAUUCCGACUUCAAAAGGCCAAGGAGUUAUCAAAGAGACAGAGAUUACCAUCAGUGGAAAAUCGCCCGAAAAUCUCCUCCUUUCUCCCAGCUCGACAGCUCUGGAAGUGGUCUGGGAAGCCAACUCAGAGACGAGGGAUGAAAGGCAAAGCAAAGAAACUUUACUAUAAAGCCAUUGUGAGAGGGAAGGAGACAAUUUGUGUUGGCGAUUGCGCAGUGUUCCUCUCUGUUGGACGCCCAAAUCUUCCGUACAUUGGCCGGAUUGAAAGCAUGUGGGAAUCCUGGGGAAGCAACAUGGUGGUUAAAGUGAAAUGGUUUUAUCACCCUGAGGAAACAAAAUUGGGCAAAAAAUGCAACGAUGGCAAGAAAGCACUGUACCAAUCUUGUCACGAAGAUGAAAACGAUGUACAGACUAUCUCCCAUAAGUGUCAGGUGGUCAGUCUGGAGCACUAUGAACAAAUGAUAAAAACCAAGAAGUACCAAGACAGCCAGGACCUUUACUAUCUGGCAGGAACGUACGACCCUACAAUAGGCAGAAUCCUUAAUGCAGAUGGAGUGCCAAGUCUCUGUUAAAAACAAAAUAUAUGAAUUAAUGUAAAGUCUGGAUUUGCACCACACUAACAGGGAUUGAGAAACCAUUCUGAUUUAUUAAAAAAAACUAACUAACCCAAUGAACUUUUCAAAUGAUGCAAGAUGGACAGGAUCUGGAAACUUGUUAUCAAUACCUUGAGGCUCACAUGUAGUCCUGGAAUCAUUAGCAGUGAUCUCUUAAGUGGUUUGCAAAAUGGUUUUUUUUGGAUACAUAACAAUUAAGCAGCAUGGUUUUUGGAUGCAAAAGAACUAAGCCUUUCUGGGGAUCAGUAAUACUGGAUUUACCAAAGUGGAACACUUAGGGCAUCAAGUAGGCUGGAAUUUCAAUGCAUGACUUCAAGGCAUCACUGGGUCGACCAGGCUGAAUUUGCACACGAGAGCCUCAAACAAUGGGGAAGCAAGGUUUUAGAGGUGAGCGCUGGGCCUCAAAGAAUCAAUGAAGCUGGAAUGGACGCAUGGGAACUGGACCUUGAUGAGAGCAGGUUUCAACCAUGGGUCAGACAGCAUGGAAUUUAUUUCAGUGUGUGAGUGGACGUGUGCGUGCGUGCGCAAGUGUGUAUGUGUGCGGGCGAAUGUGUAUGUAGAUUGGAGAAAGAAGAAAAAUGAGCAUCAUACAAGCCAUACACUCCCAGUACCUCUGUCUGCUUUCGACUUUGCAAAGCAGAAUCAGGUCGAACAUGUUUUUGUUGUUACUUUGUUUCCUGGAGAGUUUUGUAAAAACCCAGGAUUUUUUUUUUAAUGCAGUGCAUUACUCAGCUCAGCUGAGGCUGCUUGUUAGCUGGAACUUCUGAAGAAAACAAAGAAAGGGAAAAAAAAGACUUGACUUUGAAGAAGACUGUUUUCUUACAAAGACAGUUUGUGGCAUCAUUCUGUCAGACUAAUUCUAACCUCUUAACUGAACAGUAGUUGAGCGAUUCACUCUGUGGAUUAAAUGUUCCCUUUUUUAAAAGUGAUGGGUGGAGAGAAUUAUAAUCCCUAUUGCUGAAUAUUGUAUAGAAUUCUGCACACAUUUAGGGAAUGGUCAGCCAUGUUUGUUCCCUCACUGUUGCACAGAUGUUAAAGAGACAGUCUCCCUUUUAGUGGCUUAUGCGGGCUGUGUAUAAAAAGCUUCUAAGACUGAUACAAAGAACAAUUCCACAUGAAAUAAUGUGGUCAACACUUUGAAGAGAAUCUUCUCGUAGCACACCUGUUACUUUCUGUCACCUGUAAACAAUGGAAAUAUUACUAUUAGAAGUGGAAGAUAAGACUAAAACAUACUAGUGGAUUACAAUAGAACUCUCAAGGCUAAGGCUGAAUCUGUUUUGGUGAAAUGACUCAUAAGGCAUUACAAUUUUUCAUUAACAUCUAUUUCAUCUAUCCAGUUUACAAAGAUUUUUUGAAACUAUAAUUGGGAAGAAGUCCCACCUAUGAGUCAUUGAGAAGUUAAACUAUAGAAAGUAAGCCAUGUUGAUUUUAAAAGUCAAAGUCUUUGGAUUGCUGUAGUUGCUAUUUUAAACAAGCAUUAUGGAAAGACAGCCAGAAGAUCCUUUAAAACCACAGUGUUCCCUAAUAUAUCACCCGUGGACCUAUGGCUAGGGUUGUUCCAGCUUCUCUUUAUGUUCUCCUUUACAUCAGAUGCCUCGGAGGUACCAGUAGACCUCCUUACUCAUGGUGGAGAUCAUUGUCUCCUGAAUUAAGAUCUGAAGGUGGUUAGAUUUCUAAAACAUGUCAAAGUCGAUCACAAACUCUUUUGACAUAAAUAAGCGAACUCAUGUGGAACAGGGCUUUGGUGAGCUGUAAAUCAUUGCAAUAGUUACAAAUGCUAAUCAAAUAUCAAAGUUCCCUAUUUAUCCAUUUAUGGUCCAAGUAUAAUAACUAAGAAACAGAAGGUGUAGUUGAGUGUGUGUAACCUUGGCUAUUGUUAUGCUACACAUUUGUUAUUUUUACUUGCUGCUUUAUUCCAUACCUGCAAGCCCACUACUAUCAAAAACAGUGACUUGAGGUUUACCUAUUCCAGUUCUACCAAAGUGUGACUUUAUGUCGAUUCACUUUACGGGACAUAUAAUCACAUACAUAUUAUAUCAGGGAGCAUAAAAGCAGAAAACUCUAAACUGGAAAUCUGUACCAGAGGGUAACAGAAAGUUGAAAAACUAAAUCUGAAAUUUGAAACACGAAUGUGCAGCAAUAUUGUUGUAUUCCUAGCUGAUGUUAUAUCCAACAAUCCAGAUCACAAACUCAAAUUUGGCUUAAUAUGUUUUAAUGAAAAUCAAACGCACAAUUCUGCAGAUUCAGGUUUAACAAUGAAAGAAAUUUAUUAUACAAAAUAAAUUAAGAUAAAAUAGAAUACAGUCAUAAUAAUUAGAAACAAUACAAGCUUAAAGAGUUUGAAACACAAUAACAAUACAAUUCCAUUAAUCCUGAAAGCAUUCUUUUACAGUACUCAUGUGACAAAGAAUACCCUUAUCUUUCACAUUCAUAGGGCUUAAUUUGAUUGUGGCUUCAAUUCCCUGUCUUGAACAUCUGAUUGCCUCUACCUGGAUCCCUCAUACAACAGAGCAUAGAUUUACACUAAAGCAAAAGAGAAGGAACCGUUGGUGCUAAAACAGAAACAGAAAUUGCUGGAAAAAUUUAGUUCUGAAGAAGGGUCAUUGGACCCAAAACAUUAAGUCUGCUCUCUGUCCACAGAUGCUGCCAGACCUGCUGAGUUCUUCCAGAAAUUUCCAUUUUUGGUUUUGAGCUUAGACUUCCUCAGCUUUAAAUAACUUCUUCAAUGUUGUAACUAGACAUUUCUAAUCUGUAGCAUUAAAACAUUACAAUUGGUUACCUCAGUAUAAGGAGUUUUGUUUUCAUAGAAUCAUAGGGAUUCUAUGAACUAUGAAGACAAAACUCCUGACACUUAGGUAACCUAUUUCCUAACAGUUAUAAACUAUCUUCUUUCUUUAGCAGCAACUGUCUUACACAUCUAGUUCUAGCCAAGACUUCUACAAUACUGCCAAACUGAAAGUGAAAUGCUUUUUAUGGUGGUUUGUGUUUGUCCUCUCAGCUCAAAAUAUACUUCCAUCUGAAAACCGAAUGCACUGCACUCUUUUCUUUGUUCACUCAUAAACUCUGCCAUGGUAAACAAAAGCACAUGACUCUCCAGAAAAUUGGUCUAUAAAAGUGUUUUAAAAUACUUUCUAGAAUUGGUGUUUUAGAAUCACCUAUAGGUUAACCCUUAAACCUGUUGAGAUAGCCAGACCGAGACACUCAUACCACAGACUCAAACUCUAAAAUAAAUGAUACUAAAAUAGAGAUCAACCACACAUUUUGCAUCACAAAAUGCAGCAGGCUAAUUGGAACCUGAAAGAAAAAGAAGCAAAUUUUUCAGGGGUCAUGGUGUAAUUGAUCAUUAGGAUCUGAUGAAGUCAUCACCCCUUCAUAAAUUAACAUUUUUUUCUUUCAAGUUGAGAGCAACUUGCAGCAUUUUCUGUUUGUCAGUCCAUUCCUGACCCAAUUUUUAUUGGACCUCCUCAGACUUUAUAAGUACCAACAUUUUGACUCUAUACUGUGAUGAUUUCAAAAUAUUCCCACAUCUUUCAGGAAAAAAAAGUCACAAACCCUCAAUAAUAAAUAAUACCCUGGUAAUCAAGAUAACUGUGACUUGUGGCUUCCUAUGCUUGUUGUGAUGUAAUUGGCGAUUGUCAUAUGCAAUAUGAAAACAGUGCUAACAGAAACGCUGCUUUUGAGUGGAAAUGCUUUGCCAAUUAUAAGCUAAGGAGCUGUCUUAACUAGGUAAAUAAGCAGUGAUCCAAGAAACCUCACAAAAUUCUUAUGCCAUUAUUACUUGGAAUGGAAGAAAGGACUUUUGAAAAUCUGAGGCUUUUUUAUUGGAGUGAAGUGAGCAUUAUUCUCACUGGCCCUGCAGUUGACUGUUCACUCUUGUGAAAUAGAAAAAUCGUUCACUCAGUAAAUUAAUAUGUAAUGGGUACUAGCUGUACCUACCAUUCCAGAAUUAAUUCAAUCAUCACCUCAUUCCAAUAAACAGAACUGCUAAUGUAAGCAGCUUCUUUUUAACAGUGAAGAUGAGUUCAAGACGGUAGGGGGUAGGGACGGUUAUUAACAUGCAAUAGAAGUGGGAUAUUCAGUAUUUCUACAAGUCCUGAUAAUCCAGUCUUCUCCUGUCUCUAUAGUUCCCAAUACCAUCCCAAAUUCCCUCUCCUUCCACGUACUUCUUCAAACAUUGAAGAAUGCAUGUAAGUGAUGUCAACUGACUCACCUCCAAAAGGGGCAAGUUGAACAGUCUGUAUUCAGACAGAGUGCCCCUCUGGUCUUUGGCAUUUCCCCUGAUGGGAUUGGAACUUAUCAGAUGAGGAAGGGUGGAGAAUCUAUAUACUACCACGCCAUAGACCAGCAAUUCAGAACACAUGCACACUACAUCACCUGACUGCCUGUCAAAGUGCUUGGAUCAGUUUGAUAAUAUAUAUUGUCAAUUUGCCUUGACACAGCCUCAGAUACUGGACUGAAGAACUAUGGUAGAGAUAUAAAAUGAUAUUUGCCUUAUUAAGGCUGUGGUGAUCUUACACACAGUGCCUGCACUGGCAUUGAUCACAUUUUUACCCCAGUAGUUGUUGUUGUUAACAUAGCCUUCUGAUUGGUUUCAAUAAAUCUUCAUAGGAUUGGAAAAACAACUGAAGCGCACCAAAUUGGAAAUUAGGUUCAUUUGUGUUGAAGUAACGCAAAGGGAUCAAAAAGAUAUUUCACUGCUUUAAAAUCCAAAGCACUUUGCAGCUGGUAUUAAACACCAUUGAGACAAACCUUCCACUAGCACGGUCAGAGCAGAACGAUAAGUUUGUCUUUAAAAUUAAAACAGAAUACUAAUUAGCACUUCAGCAUUACGACCAAUCGUAGAAGAAAUGGCUCUCUAGGACAAUCAGUGUAAGGAAAUGGGUUCCCUUUAAAGCCCCUUCACCUGAUGUAAUUUAUAUUAUAGUGUUAAAACUAUGUGUCGCAUUUCGUGUGAAUUAACUGUUGUACUAAUUCUUCUUGAAACUGCAUUCAGGAAGUGUAAAGAAAAAGCUAAAGGUGUAAAGUUGGCCAAUGUUAGAAAGUGAGUUCUUGUGGUAGGAGUUUGGAAAGUCCUACAAUUCAUCUUGUUAAACUGCAAGGGAGUGCUUGAUUGAUCUUUAAUUAGCUGCAAGCAGGCAAUCCUAUGCCAUUAAGAUCAAGUAGGCAUGGACUACUACUAAAAGAAACAAUUUUGAUACUGCACUGUCAUCAACAUCCAUUGUAAAACUGGAAAUAAUUGUGUGAAACUUAGACUGCAAAGAUCAGCACUGUCGUGAUAUCAUACUGCCACAAAUCCAAUGCCUGGACUGCAACAAUAUUGUCAGCCUGUCAUUAGGAACAAGAAAUCUCCCAUGCGGACAUUUGUGUAUAUUUUGCAAUAUAGCAUAAUACCUUUCAAGAGAGGUCCUAUAACAUUUUGUUGAUACUGGUUUAACCUUAGAAAGGUGCUAGCUAUAGCCUUCAUUUGGGCUGUUCGUUCUGACCACAAUAAAAAACCUGCAGUAUGUUAAUAAAAGAGGAAAUGACAUCCUGUUUGAGAUGUAGAGGUGGAACAUUGGUUGGAAAUGCUUAGCAUAUACUGUUUAAUAUUGUGAUGUUUUCUCCCCCCUGUCAUUUCCCACAUGUGCUCUCACGGUGAGGUAUGGCAUUAGAAUGUUUAAAAGGAACAGUUUGACUUGACUCUUGCUGUAGACUGGCACUACAUUCGAGCUUGUUGGUAACCCUGCAUAGUUACCACAAAAGGGACACUGUCUCAAGAAAAAAAAAAUCACAACCACGGUUUACAAAAGGUGUUUAAUAGUUUGAAUUCAUGUUGUUUGUUAUUGCUUGGCAUAGAUCAAUGUAGUAUUUUGUUUUGAAACACUAAUAUGUUGUAAAAAAAAAGUUUUUUAUAGACAGCAUAUAUUACUGUUGCAUCUCAGUUCUUGGGGUUUUUUUUUCUUAAACAUUUUGGUAUGGGCAUCAUGCAGAGUCAGAUGUAUGCCUCAACCUUUCAAAUAGUACCAUGCUACAGAAACUCAACCUAGCUUAGGCAUGAUCUUCCUUUUGUUUUGUGUAACAUGGCUGCCCUCCAGAAGAAUUAUUUGAGUUUGCCUUUUUAUAUUAUCAAAAAUAUAUUUAAGAUAAAUUGCAGGAUGCUUUUUUUUUUGUAAGACUAAUCUUUGGCAUUUGAACUUUCACUUAGUGACCUUCCUGCAUAUAGACUGGUGCAGUGUGACAUCACAAUCGCAUAUCCUGUAUUUUCAAUAGGUCAACCUCAUCAAUCAACUGGGUGGUUUAGUGAAACAUGGUGAUCUGAAACUCCAUAGCAACAGCUGAAAGAUAAAGAGAACCAGAUUCCCAUGACGCUUCGGGCUCCUUUACAUAUACUGAAUGAAGAACUUUUUUAUACAAGAACGAAUAACAGGAAGGUUUUUCUUUCAAGAAAAGCUGUAUAUUUUUCCUCAGCAAAAUUAUCAUUGACCUGCUGUCUGAAAAGGUCAAAGGUCAGCUCAAGGGGGAACAAGGCAAUUUUGUGAGAAAUUUCAGAUUUGUAAGUUAGAUGUUCGUGCAUUUUUGAAAUGAUGGUUGGGGCCUACAGGUGACUGGAGGAGAGAUAUACAAGGUCAGUUUCAAAAGUGUUCAUUGCAUAACGCUUAAAGUCACAACUUUUGAAACAAUGUAAUAUAUAUCUAUAUAUAUGUAUAAACAAGGUGGAUUUUAAUUUCCACUGUCAUGUGAGCAGGUCUAUAUUGACUAUCACUUGUGUGCAAGAAUCUUUUACCUCUGCGUCACAGAAUUUUCUGUUCCAUUGUGUACUUCAAAUGAGAAACUGAAGCAGUGCUAAACGGGACCUAACCUAGGGGACCCAAUUCUAUGUGAAAGGGAUUGAUUUGAUUUGGGAAGGCCUAGUAUUUAAGGUUAAAGAAGUGCAGAGUAGAGAAGAAAGGGAACAUAACCUCCCAUCCCCUGCAUCGCCACCACCACCAUAUACACACACACAGUCUCCCUCACACACAGAGACACACACAUAGUCUUUCUCUCUCUCACACAAAAACACAGACACACAAACACAUACAAAAGGAGGUUCAGCUGUACUCCAUCUGGUACGUUAUGUGAUGUCACCAUUGGACCAAUCUGCUAGGCGUUGUAUUACCUAUUUGUUCAGUCCAGUGACACAAGUGCAAUACUUCCUCACUGAUGGCUGAGGUUUCACUUUUUUUUUGCUUGUAAAGUGAGCUUCUGGGGACUGGAAUUGUGAUGCAUCAUGAGAAAUAAAUGGGCAAGUGAGACGCAGGCCCGUCUGAGACUUGCUGAAUAGUGUUUUAAUCCUACAAGUGGUUAGGAGAAGUUUUAAAAAAAUUAUACAAUAAAAACUACAAUAUUACAGAGUUAUUUACUAGAUAUUAAAAUAUUUUGAAACUGAAAACCCAGGAGAGCUUUUUUUUUAAGCUUGUUGAUUUUUGUUUUUAUUUUGUUUUCAGUUUUUGUUGAAAUGGAAGGAACUGUUAUUCUAAAAAAAAGUGUUUAAAUGUAGUAAAAACCCUAUUGUAAAUGUGUAAAGUAUGACUAUGGUCUCAGUUUUUGUGUAAACACUAAAAAAAAAGUUUUAUGGACACGAUCUCUAUGUAAAAGCAUUUUAGUAUUAAGAUUUUUAUAGAUAACUUGGCUUCUGAAUAAAUAUUUUAAAAAAAAAGGUCUGGCAAGUAUGUGAUUGUUUCAAGGUAUUGCAGUAAAUAUUGUCUGCCCACGAUUUGGAGGAUACACCAUUGUGCUAAUGUGGAAACGUUUUCCUGGAUUGUUUAGGCCUCAUAAAAUUCAUCUCA